AUGAGCAGACAAGCACCCCAGAAUGCCCAUGCGAAAGGCAACAGCAAGCCAGAGGCGAAGGAGCGUCUUAAGAAGAGAACUAGCAAGGAACUGAAGAAGUCUAGUGCUGAAGCACAGAUGCUGGCAGGGGAAAACAGGAUAGCCAGAUUUAAGCAAAUCUUCUUAAGACAGAGUAGCCCUAGCAACUCAAGAUCACCCAUCAGACUUCCAACUGUGAGCAAUGACUUAAGACACUCGGCUGCAAUGAUCAGUCUGUCCAGCUCUAAGCCGGAGAAGAGUGUAUCAAAGGUUAAGAAAAGCAAAUGUGGGCAGAAAAGGGUCCAAAGAGCACACUCUGCAAAGAGACCAGAAUAUAUUAACAAGGAUAAUGACAGCAACAGUAGUAAGGAAGACACCUAUACGUAUAUCCCACAGGUGGCGAAUAGUGUCACGUUGUCUACAAUUUCUCAGUCAUCACACAGAGACAUUCCUAAGAUUGGCGAUGAAGAAAGGUUCAACCUAAUGUCUCUCCAUAGGGUAUACAUCAACUGUAUGGAAUAUCCAGAUGGGAGAGCUGGCAGGAGCGGAGAGUACAAUUGUUCUAAGCUAAAGUACUUAAUUCCUCACCUUCCUUCUUACCUGGUUAGCCCAUUCCCAAAAUAA
Moneuplotes crassus is the source of this 642-nucleotide messenger RNA. NCBI's taxonomy places the organism in Eukaryota, Ciliophora, Spirotrichea, Euplotida, Euplotidae. The record is from the annotation of a GenBank genome assembly.